Molecule: messenger RNA, 1345 nt
Organism: Aspergillus ibericus CBS 121593
Lineage: Eukaryota; Fungi; Ascomycota; Eurotiomycetes; Eurotiales; Aspergillaceae
Product: alpha/beta fold hydrolase
Exons: 5
Coding region: 274-1278 (334 amino acids)
Source: RefSeq, a predicted model, not a curated record
CAUCAGGGGCAGGGACGUUGUGUAUCCGUUUAGACGAAUCGCAUAGCAUACGGAGCUCUUGUCCAUGCCUGCCUACGUGUACAAGUUCACAGAAUCUGUAUUCGCCAUCAUUUUGUGUCCCAAAGUCAUUGGGGAGAGAUUAUUAGAGCACCAAGGCGGGAAUGAAAUCAUCGCCAGGAACGGCUGGACCACAGGGCGACCGAGGAUCACUCCUGCCAAGAAAAACGGGACAUGUGAGCAGCUGCCUAGAAGUAGAAAUCCAGAUACUAGAAAAUGGCACCACUUUUGGCUGAAGAGGUCAUCAAGCAUCCCGCUUUCCAUACGGUCGACUGGAAGCUCCAGCCCACCACAUCGGGAACAUGUACGGUGGCCCAGGACAGGCGGGGUGGGCCCCUGAAAAUGAACUAUGAGAUCCAUGGCACUGGCCCUGUGAAGCUCGUUUGGGUGAUGGGCCUGAAUGGAUCUCUCAAAGACUGGAAGCGUCAGACCAAGUACUUUGGCCACCAGCACGCUUCCAAAUAUUCGUGUCUGAUUUUUGACAACCGUGGCGUUGGUCGUUCGGACAAGCCGGUCUGCUAUUAUUCCACAUCGGAGAUGGCUCAAGACGCCGUAGACCUGGUCGCUUCGCUGGGCUGGAUCGACCUCAGCGCCCCUCCAAAACGAUCGAUCCAUGUCAUCGGCACUAGUAUGGGCGGCAUGAUCGCGCAGGAGAUUGGAAUGCUCAUCCCCGAUCGUCUGGCCAGUCUAACCCUCUGCUGCACUGCUCCGCGGUUGGUCCGGACCGGCCCAUUUUUCGAGAACCUGCGCCAACGGGCGAGCAUGUUUAUUCCCCGCCAUGUCGACAUAGAGCUCGAGAGGAUCGCGAGGAGUACCUUUGCGGAUGACUUCCUCGCCCAGCCAGAUACGGAAAACGAGGACCCGGCCAUGAACUUUCCGACCAAGCGGGAUCGCUUUGCUGCUGGCAUGUUGCAGAAGCGUGCUGACACGGAGGCGCACACGAAGAAGGGAUUUCUCAUGCAGAUUGUGGCUUGCUAUUUCCAUCAAAAGUCACCAGAGCAGCUCAAGUCUUUGGGGGAUCAAGUGGGGAGGGAGCGGAUCUUCGUGUGUCACGGCACCAAAGACCUGAUGCUGACCUUCCGUCACGGGGAAAUAAUACGCGAGGAGAUUGGGGAGGGAAUCCAAUGGAAGGUGUUUGAAGGGAGCGGCCACAUGCUGGGCUGGGAGAGGGAGCAGGAGUUGAACCAAAUGCUCGAAGAGUUCGUGGGUAGAUGCAGUUGAAAGAUUAUUGCUGGAGUCAUCGCGCGCGUGCUAGUAGACGACUGUACAAUAGAAUUGAUUCACCUUG